AGUAAUGAGGGAAUCAUUCAAUGAGCGUGUAUCAAAUUAAAGUGCUCAAUUUAGUAAUAGACCAGAGUCAUCCGGACUCGUUACGAACGGCAGAAGCAAACAAUAGGCCCGUGCGACCCGUUCAAUAGUGAUCAAGCACAGCAUCGUCAGCAGUCAUUCUAAAUUUAGCAGUUGAAUUUUACAACAACGGUCAUAAAGGAUGCAGUCGAGCCACGUGGCUGUUGUACUACUGCUCAUGUCCCUGAUGCAGCUGCAAAGAGCCUCUUCAACCGGAUUCGGCGUUGGCCGCCGUCUCCCGGGCGACGAGGAAAUCCUGAGCCUCUCGGAGAAAUCACGGGGCUCGGCGGACUACGUCGUCAACUUUGCCAAGACGUACUCGGUCGAAGACGACGACGAGAGCCGGCUGAUCACGCGUCUCGUCGUCGAGGAUGCGAUGCACGAGUCUGGAGCUCAGGCGGCGAUCAUCGCCGGCGGCCCAGGUCAAUCCUUCGUCAGUCUGGCCUAUACUAUACCCAGGUACAGCGAGAUGGAGUUCGCGGUGAGAAUCUAUGCGAAGCGACCAGCUUUUAGAAAAAUACCUUGACACCUCUAAUGUUUGCAGUAGGACUCUGAGGGGUAGUUCGAGUGGAAUAAAAGAGUGUGUCGAAUCGUUA
Molecule: messenger RNA, 653 nt
Organism: Nasonia vitripennis (jewel wasp)
Lineage: Eukaryota; Metazoa; Arthropoda; Insecta; Hymenoptera; Pteromalidae
Exons: 2
Coding region: 200-583 (127 amino acids)
Source: RefSeq, a predicted model, not a curated record